AUGGCCCCGAACCAUGCUAGAGCCAUUGGCCAGAUAUCUCACUAUGCCUGCCGCUUCUCGAAGCCUGGAACUCCGGUGUCGGGCCAGGUUCGUCAAUUCACAACACCAAUAGAUACCUCGAUCCCAGCGUCGAAGCAAAAGUUUGUACCGUCUUCAGGAACAUAUCCAAAAGGCUUUAAGGUCUCCGGGAGCCAUGCUGGGGUGAAAGCGUCGAAUACAUCCGCUCCUGACCUCGCAUUGAUAUGGUCCGAGGACCCAUGCUCCGCCGCUGCCGUCUUUACUACGAACAAAUUUCAAGCUGCUCCGGUUCAAGUGAGCUCAGAAUUGAUCCGAAAGAAGAAAGGAAAUAAUAUUCGCGGUGUUAUUGUUAACGCUGGCUGCGCCAAUGCAGUUACCGGGAAAAAGGGACUGCAGGAUGCCAGGAGCAUGAGCCGAAAGGCGGACGAAUGCAAUGGGCUUACAGAGGGCGAUUCAAGUACUCUUGUCAUGAGCACUGGUGUUAUUGGCCAAUUGAUUCUCAAUAAGGUUCCUGAAGCGCAAUCGAACCUGUCAUCGACUCACGCUGCAUGGUUACGCACGGCUCGAGCUAUUUGCACUACUGAUACAUUCCCAAAGCUCACCUCUCAAAGUUUCACUUUACCCUCUUCUCCUGGCCGUACCUAUAAUAUAGCAGGAAUGACCAAAGGGGCUGGUAUGAUCCACCCAAACAUGGCAACUCUACUCGGUAUCAUCUGCACCGAUGCACCCAUUGAAGCCCCGAUAUUACAAUCGCUUCUUUCUCAUUCUAUAUCGCGAUCGUUUAACUCUAUAUCCGUUGAUGGUGAUACCAGCACCAACGAUACGGUAGCUAUACUUGCCAAUGGAGCUGCAGGAGGAACUUCUAUAUCCUCAAUUGAUUCAAAGGACUAUACCGCCAUGCAGUCUAUAUUAACAGGCUUCACGCAAUCCUUGGCCCAAUUAGUUGUUCGUGAUGGUGAAGGAGCCACUAAAUUCGUCACUGUUCGCGUUAAAAACUCGCCUUCCUAUGAAGAUGCCAAACGCAUUGCUUCCACCAUUGCCCGUUCUCCGCUAGUGAAGACUGCGUUGUAUGGCAAAGACGCUAAUUGGGGUCGUAUCCUCUGUGCGGUUGGAUAUACACCAGACCUGGCCCCUGGGACCGUUGUGCCUGAGAAAACGAGCGUGAGCUUCAAACCUGCUGACGGAAGUCCCGAACUCAAACUUCUAGUAAACGGGGAGCCAGAGUCUGUGGACGAGGAGCGAGCCUCUACUAUCUUGCAACAUGAGGAUCUUGAGAUCGUAGUGGAUCUAGGCGGUGGAGCUAGUGGAGACGCAGGCAAGGGUGGCGAAGAGGCUGUUUAUUGGUUCUGUGAUUUCAGUCAUGAAUAUGUGACUAUCAAUGGAGACUACAGAACAUGA
Trichophyton benhamiae CBS 112371 is the source of this 1416-nucleotide messenger RNA. RefSeq lists its product as uncharacterized. The coding region runs from base 1 to 1416 and encodes 471 amino acids. Gene Ontology annotation, biological process: L-arginine biosynthetic process; L-ornithine biosynthetic process. Gene Ontology annotation, cellular component: mitochondrial matrix. Lineage: Eukaryota; Fungi; Ascomycota; Eurotiomycetes; Onygenales; Arthrodermataceae. Gene Ontology annotation, molecular function: L-glutamate N-acetyltransferase activity, acting on acetyl-CoA as donor; L-glutamate N-acetyltransferase activity, acting on acetyl-L-ornithine as donor. The record is from RefSeq and is a predicted model, not a curated record. The transcript has 2 exons.